CUCACCCCGACCUCACAACCUUAAAGACUGCAGAGGAGAGAAUUCAGACUUUACUGUUGAAAAUGGAGGAAAUUACAAAAAAAUAGCAACUUUUAGAGGAAUUUGUCUCACCUCAUUUGCUUGUUCCUCCUUUUAUGGAUUCGUUGAUAUUCACAUCCAUUUGGAUUACUGUUUAGGGGCUGAGGUUUUUUUGUUGCACAAUGGAUAUAAACAUUUCCAGACGGACAGGAGUUUUACUCUUUAUUUUCACGUUUUUAAGUCUUCCAGGCUCUGGUGGAGAAAUCCCCUCAAAACCAACCGGCGGUGUCACGAUCCUGCCCCCGGUGAAACCGGAUAAUGGCCCCCAGGCCUUUCCAGACGCGGAAAAAGCAAAUUUACCGGUGUUUACCAUGGAUUACGCCAGAAUACAGAUUCCCUUUGAGAUCACUCUCUGGGUGCUGCUGGCUUCAUUCGCAAAGAUUGGUUUCCAUGUGUACCACAAGAUCACCAUCUGGGUGCCAGAGUCGUGUCUUCUCAUCAGCAUUGGUCUGAUCGUGGGGGGCAUCAUGUACUCGGUCCAUGAGGAGCCCCCUGCUGUGCUCACCAGCAACGCCUUCUUCCUCUACAUGCUGCCCCCAAUUGUCCUGGACUCCGGCUACUUCAUGCCCAGCAGGCCUUUCUUUGAGAACAUCGGCACGGUGCUGUGGUUUGCGGUGGUGGGGACUCUGUGGAACAGCAUUGGCAUCGGCAUGUCUCUGUUUGCCAUUUGUCAGAUCGAGGCGUUUGGUGUGCAGGACAUCAAUCUCCAGGAGAACCUUCUGUUCGCCACCAUCAUCUCGGCCGUGGACCCUGUGGCCGUGCUCAGUGUGUUUGAGGACAUUUCAGUGAACGAGCAGCUCUACAUCGUGGUGUUCGGAGAAUGCCUCUUCAACGAUGCUGUCACUGUGGUGUUGUACAACAUGUUCAACUUCGUGGCGGAUAUGCCGGUGGUGGAACCGGUGGAUGUUUUCCUCGGCGUGGCGCGGUUCCUUGUGGUGGGGUUGGGCGGGAUAGGCUUCGGCGUUUUGUUCGGCUUCGUUGCCGCCUUCACCACAAGAUUCACCUCUAGAGUGAAAGAAAUCGAGCCGCUCUUCAUCUUCAUGUACAGCUACCUGGCUUACCUGGUGGCCGAGCUCUUCGCCAUCUCAUCCAUCAUGGCCAUUGUGACCUGUUCUCUCACCAUGAAGUACUACGUGGAGGAAAAUGUUUCCCAGCGUUCCUGCACGACGAUCCGACACGUGAUCAAGAUGUUGGGCUCAAUCUCAGAGACCCUCAUCUUCUUCUUCCUCGGGGUCGUCACCAUUACAACGGAGCACGAGUGGAACUGGGGCUACAUCCUGUUCACGCUGCUGUUUGCCUUCGUAUGGAGAGGUCUCGGUGUCUUGGUGCUGACUCAGAUCAUAAACCCCUUCCGCACCAUCCCAUUCAACAUGAAGGAUCAAUUUGGUUUGGCCUACGGUGGCCUGCGAGGUGCCAUUUCCUUCGCCUUGGCCUUCACUCUUCCUGAUCACAUCGGCCGAAAGCCGCUCUUCGUCACGGCCACCAUCUGUAUCAUCCUCUUCACUGUCUUCCUUCAGGGCAUCAGUAUUCGACCUUUGAUCGAGUUCAUCAAUGUCCGCAGAACAAACCGGAAUCUUGACACCAUCAACGCAGAGAUUCACUCCAGGAUCAUGGAGCACACCAUGGCGGGAAUAGAGGACCUCUGCGGACAGUGGAGCCACUUCUACUGGAAAGACAAAUUCUUGAGGUUCAACAAUCUGGUCCUGCGGAGGAUCCUGAUCCGAGACAACCGGGCCGAGUCCAGCAUCGUGUCGCUGUACAAGAAGCUGGAGCUGCAGAACGCCAUGGAGAUACUGGACACCAUCACCGGGGACAUCAGCGACGUGCCGUCCAUCAUCUCCAUAUAUGAGGAGAAGAAAAGCUCUGAUAAACCCAAGAAGAAGCUCCAGGCUCCGGACCUGAAGAACAUGCACGACAUCCUGUCCAAGAACAUGUACAGGAUCAGGCAACGGACGGUGGCAUACACAACCAAGCACGCCCUGCCCAACGACAGCCAAGCCAGAGAGAUUUUGAUAAGACGCCACACCAGCAUCCGCCGCAGCAUUAGACCCGGCAGCUUUCAGUCGCAGGAAAGUCCCAAAUCCCACAAGUACUUCUCUCUUCCUGCUGGGAAAAGUCUGGAUUCAAAAUUCCCUCCUGGGAGGCUGAGCGUUACAGACGAUGAGGAGACCAUGUCGGAGACGGCCUACCCCUCCAGGCGCUCUCGGUUUGGCCAGCCCUCGCACCCCUCCUCCAGAGGCAGGAUACCUCUGCGCCGCCUGGACACGCUGACGGAGGCGCCCUCUGUCGACAUGCUGGAUGAAAAUCAACGGCGCGGCACAUCCAGAAAGACCUCCUCUUCUUCCUCCAGUGAUUCCCGAAUUCCCGCUCCUCGCCAUCAGCUCCACUCCCCUGUGGACAACGACAGUGGCUCGGCUGAUAACUUAAGGAACGGGCAUCAUGAGGAGGAGGAGGAGGAGGAGCCUUCACUUCCACCUCCAUCCUGGGCAGUUGAACCCAGAGACAACGCCACGCAGAACCCUCUGCUCAGACGGCCGCAGUGGAACCCAAAGAAGUAGAAAGAGUCUCAAAGCAGCUGGACUGCCACAGACUGAGUCUCUCACGCAGCUCCAGGGUCUCUACAUAAGACUUUGUAUCAAAAUAAAUGAAUACGGGAAGUCCAGUCAUUUCUAACUUGAAGUGGACCAUUUUUAAAUAAGCCAAAAUGAACAGUAGUUCCUCAAAGUGAGCCACAUCAGAAGCCCAGUGCACUACAGUGAAGGUACAGUGUACAGUAUGUACAGUGAGACACCAUGUGAUUUUAAUACUAGGUCAUUUCAACUAUUUUAAGUAAUUAUUUCAUUGUUGUAAAUAUGAUACUUUUUUCUACUUUGUUGCCUAUUGUGCGUGACAGCUGUAUGAUUGAAGUGUUUUUUAUAUGUUAGCUUAUCAUGAGGAACUAUUGCUGUGCAGUACAGAGUUCUCCUGGAUCUAACUGCAGGCCUUUUGUAAGUCUGUUACACUAAUGGACCUCACCAGUCUGGGCCCAUUUAUUUCCUUUUACUGUAAUAAAUGAUAAUGUUG
Molecule: messenger RNA, 3141 nt
Organism: Notothenia coriiceps (black rockcod)
Lineage: Eukaryota; Metazoa; Chordata; Actinopteri; Perciformes; Nototheniidae
Product: sodium/hydrogen exchanger 2-like
Biological process (GO): regulation of intracellular pH; proton transmembrane transport; sodium ion import across plasma membrane
Cellular component (GO): plasma membrane
Molecular function (GO): sodium:proton antiporter activity; potassium:proton antiporter activity
Source: RefSeq, a predicted model, not a curated record